AAGUUCUCCCUAGGGUUCCGGAGUUGAUGACAGAGCAAGUCCGGAGUUGAUGACAGAGCAAGGGAGAGUUGAUAGAUAAAAACCAUAGACGAGAGAGAGAGAGAGAGAGAGAGAGGGAGAGAGGAGCUAUAUCGAUGGAAAACUGGGUGAAGAAGAAAGAAGAAGCAGAGAACCAGUUCGACCGUCUGCCCGAUGACGUCGUAGUGAACAUCUUCGACAAGGUCUCCGACGCCCAAUCGCUCUGCAGAUGCUUGGUGGUCUCCAAGCGAUUCUCUUCCCUAGUCCCUCUCGUCCAAACACUCUCCUUCAAAACCAGUGCCUGGGAUUACCUUUCCUUUUUCCGUGACGAAUCCGAGGAUGCCCUAGUAAAUGGUUCGCUCGGAGAACUCUCGAAAUUGUCCAUAAUGGACUUGCUCUUCAAAACCCUCAUUUACCUCCUCAAGUCCUCUCUCUCGCCUUGCCUGCGACUCAAUGCUUCCGGCCUCGUAUUCCUCGAUAAGUUUACACGGGUUCGAUCUCUGAACCUCGAGCUUGUCUCCGAUUUCGACGCCCACAAUGAUUCUGUUUUCAAAUGGGGUGCCAAAUUCGCCUCAAAGCUCGAGAGCGUCACAUUUCUCUACGCAGCAUCUUUCUCCAAAAUGAUGAAAUCUGAAGAAGAAGAAGAUGAAAUUGAGAAUGAGAUAACUCACGAAGAGCUUCUGUGCCGAGUAAACCUAGCCAUUAACUGCCUAAAAGAGGUAGUGUUGCGGCUUGGAAUCUUGUACCACAUCAUCACGAAAAACCGAAAGCUACAGAGCAUUACCAUCAGCGAUUCAAACAAGAAGGGGGUGAAGCUCUGUUUGGCUGGUGAAAAGCUUGUGCAGUGGAUGUUGGAGAAUGUUUAUUUGGAAAAGGUGAUUAUGAGGGUUGGGUAUGUGCCUGUUUUACAGCUCCCUAUGUCUGGGUAUGUGAUGAAACGGGUGACCAUUGUUCACUUCAACCUGUAUGGUGAUGAUGAUGAUUCUGAUGCUGAAACGGCCAUGUUGGAUGCGUUUGCGGAGGAACGAGGUGUAUUUUCCGAAGCCGUGGUGCAGAUUCUUGAAAACCAUAAGGACAGUGUCAAGGCAAUGUUCCAGAACUAAAAUUGAUGCUAUACCUGAUUUAUGUCUUUAUUGCUGACGUUGUUAUUGCUUUAACUUCACUCACGAACUAGGAGGCUUUGCCCGCAGUGCUAGUCAGUUAUAAGACUAACCAUAAUAGGAGUUUGUUGAUGAAACCAAAUGAAAGUUAGUACAUGAUUGUUCUAAGUAUGCCUCCGUUGUUGAAAGAAUUUUGAGGGAUUCUUCUUUUAUGUUAUGGUUAUUGGAUAUCUUGAAUCUUAAUUUCGAUUUUUGCU
Molecule: messenger RNA, 1375 nt
Organism: Rhododendron vialii
Lineage: Eukaryota; Viridiplantae; Streptophyta; Magnoliopsida; Ericales; Ericaceae
Product: F-box protein AUF2-like
Exons: 1
Coding region: 135-1121 (328 amino acids)
Molecular function (GO): protein binding
Source: RefSeq, a predicted model, not a curated record